UCUAUCGAAUCUAUAUUGGCUGGAUCUGGCUGACAACCAAAUAGAGGGCCCAAUUCCUGUGUCAGAUGGAACUACACUCGGCCUUGACAUGUUGGUCCAUACCAAGCAUUUUCAUUUGGGACAGAAUAGACUUUCAGGCGAAAUCCCGGAGAAAAUUUUCAGCUCAAACAUGGCUCUGGUACAUGUGUUAUUUGACAGCAACAAACUCACCGGUCCUAUCCCUUCAACCCUUGGGCUUGUGCAAUCUUUACAGGUGAUACGUUUUGAUAACAAUUCCUUAAGUGGGAGUGUUCCGUCAAACCUCAACAAUCUCACAAGUCUUCAAGAGUUGUAUUUGUCUAACAAUAACCUGAAUGGUUCUUUACCCUCCCUUACUGGCAUGAUCAAUCUCAACACCUUGGACUUGAGUAAUAAUAGAUUCAGUACCUCUGUGAUUCCUACAUGGGUUUCAUCUUUGCCAUCCUUAACAACACUAAGGAUGGAAAACACUCAACUUCAAGGUGAAGUUCCUGUCAAACUCUUCAGCCUUCCACAUUUGCAGACUGUGGGGCUAAAACGCAACCAACUAAAUGGCACCUUGGUUAUAGGCAUGGGAUUUAGUAACCAGCUGAGCCUCAUAGAUUUGCAGAAUAAUCGGAUUAGUGGGUUCAAGGGAACAGAAGGAUACGACAUUCGGAUAAUACUUACUGAUAACCCCGUUUGUGAAGAGACUGAAGAAACAAAAACUUACUGUGUAGUUCCACAAUCAAAUUCCACUUCCUUGUAUACUACCCCUUCCAACAGCUGCUUGCCUACUACAUGCAAUUCAGACCACAUUUCUAGCCCCACAUGCAGAUGUGCAUAUCCAUAUACAGGAAUUCUAUUUUUCAGAGGAAUUUUAUUCUCAGACUUGGGGAACUCAACCGUAUAUGUGGUUCUAGAGACAUCUCUGAAGCAGUUCUUCCAGUCCAACAAUCUUCCUGUUGAUUCAGUAUCACUAAGCAAUCCAAGAAUGGAUCUUUCUAGAUAUUUUCUACUAAACCUUGAUAUCUUUCCAUAUGGCCAGGAUAGUUUCAAUCGAACAGGGAUUUCUACAAUUGCAUUUGUAUUUAGCAACCAGUCUUACAAGCCACCAUCUAGUCUUUAUGGACCUUAUUUUUUUCGCGGUGAUGCUUACAACCACUUUUCAGACCCUAAAAGCUCCAAAAAAUCAACUACUGGCAUCAUUAUUGGAGCAGCUGUUGGUGGCUCUGUGCUUCUGCUACUUUCACUACUUGCUGGGGUUUAUGCUUUUCAUCAAAAGAAGAAGGCAAAAAGAGCAAGCCUAGAGAGCAACCCUUUUGCACACUGGGAUGUUAAGAAAAGCAGUGGAAGCAUUCCUCAGUUAAAAGGUGCAAGAUGUUUCUCUUUUGAGGAGCUUAAGAAAUAUACAAAUAACUUUUCAGAGGCCAAUGAUAUUGGAUCUGGGGGUUAUGGAAAGGUUUAUAGGGGAACUCUUCCCAAUGGAGAGCUGGUUGCGAUCAAACGAGCCCAGCAAGGAUCAAUGCAGGGUGGGCAAGAAUUCAAAACAGAGAUUGAACUUCUCUCUAGAGUCCACCAUAAGAAUGUUGUCGGUUUAUUAGGAUUUUGUUUUGAGCGAGGUGAACAAAUGCUAAUAUAUGAAUAUAUUCCAAAUGGCUCAUUGUAUGAAACUCUAUCAGGAAAGUCAGGAAUCAGACUGGAUUGGACCAGGCGACUCAAAGUAGCCCUUGGUGCAGCUAAAGGCCUGGCAUAUUUGCAUGAACUUGCCAAUCCUCCCAUCAUACAUAGGGACAUUAAAUCGACUAACAUAUUAUUGGAUCAGCGCCUCACUGCUAAAGUUGCUGAUUUUGGUCUUUGCAAACUUAUAAGUGACAGUGAAAAAGGUCAUGUUACCACUCAAGUCAAAGGGACAAUGGGUUACUUAGAUCCUGAAUAUUAUAUGACCCAGCAGCUAACUGAGAAGAGUGAUGUUUAUAGUUUUGGGGUGCUUUUGUUGGAGAUGAUAACUGGAAGAAGGCCAAUAGAGCGAGGGAAGUAUAUUGUAAAAGAGGUGAGAAUGGCAAUGGAUAAGACAAAAGACUUGUAUAGUCUUCGUCAGAUUCUUGACCCAGCCAUUGCGGAUGCAAGCCUGAAAGGAUUAGAAAAGUUUGUGGACCUAGCAAUGAACUGUGUGGAAGAUUCAGGAGUUGACAGGCCUACAAUGGGUGAUGUGGUAAAAGAGAUUGAAAACAUCAUGCAGAUUGCCGGGAUAAAUCCCAAUGUUGAGUCAGCCACAAGUUCGUCAAGUUAUGAGGUGGCAUCCAAGGGAAGUACCCUCCAUCCAUACAGCGAUGAGUCCUUUGCUUCUAGUGGUACAUUUCUAGUUUCAAAAGUUUGAACAUAUGUUGAGUUUGGUUUUAGUUUAGUUUUUGGAGAAUUGAACAACUUCUGUGUCUAGCAUUCAAUUUGACACGAGGACAUAUAUAUGUAUAUAUAGAUAUGUGUUUUGUAUUGGUUUUCUUUCAUUUGCUCUUGAUAGAAGAUUGAAAAUUAUUGUCAUUGUGUAGAAACAGGUACAAUGCUUUUGGAGCUUUAUGUUUCCUAAUUUUAUUUUUGGUGUUUAAGUAUUAUUAGAUUGUCAUAACCAUAUCAACAAAGAACUAUUUCUUUU
Molecule: messenger RNA, 2650 nt
Organism: Rubroshorea leprosula
Lineage: Eukaryota; Viridiplantae; Streptophyta; Magnoliopsida; Malvales; Dipterocarpaceae
Source: the annotation of a GenBank genome assembly